AAAUAUUUAAAAAAAUUAUAAUAAUUAAUGGAAGGAGGAAAGAAGUGGAAGAAAGAAGAGAAAAAGAAAACAUUAGAGAAAUCUCACAAAGAUUACGAAAAAAAGUAUAAGUACUUAAAAAAAGUUGCUAAGCAACAAGUGUUUAUUAAUGCUGCUUUGUAUGAUGAAGUUGCUAACUUGGAAAGACAUUUUGUUCGUAUCAAAGCGGAAAGAAAAUGGCUAAUGAAGAGAUUGUUUAAACAUCUACCUAUGUCUGAGUCACAAGUAAUUCAAAGCACAAAAGCUUUGGAUGCUUUAGAAAGGGCAAAUCCUGGAAAAGUUCCAUUGUCAAUACUGAGUCCUGUUCAACCCGAGCAGGAGAAAGCGAUAGUUACUAAAAAAAAAGUAAAGCUACAAUCACCUUUAGUGGAUACAAAUCGAAUUAGCCCAACUAAAACUUCGUAUAAAACUCCUCAAACUCAAUUCGAGGAAGAUAUUCGUUUAAGCGACGAGAAGCCGAAGCGUAAGAAACCUGGUACAGCAAGAAAACGUGUUCUUCCACUUCACCUCGAUGAUCUCGGUGUCCCCCUUUUUCCUAUCACAUUGGGUACAUUGUGCGUCUAUGACCUUGGGGAGGUUGUUUCGCAUAAACCUGGUUUUCACUCAGAACGUUAUAUAUGGCCAGUUGGUUUCUGCAGCACACGGUUAUACCCGAGCAUGAAAGAUCCAGAUUAUCGCGUGCAAUAUUUCUGUUACAUAAAAGAUGGAGGAUCUGACCCAAUGUUUGAAAUUAUUCCCGAGGACGAACCUGACCAACCUAUAACAGCAAUGACUGCCACCGCUUGUCAUUGUGUUGUUUUAAAAAGAUUAAAUACUGCUCGUGGAAAAACUGCUACGAACACGGGAUCUGGUCCCGAGUUUUUUGGUUUUUCUCAUCCAACUAUUCAAUAUUUAAUCGAAAAUCUUCCUGGUGCUAACUACUGCGAAAAAUAUCAGCGUCAAAACUUCGAGCUAGCAGAGAACACCACAGCCGCCAGCGGUAAUGUUAUACGAAUCGACAAUCUACCAAACUUACUAUGUUAUAAUCGUUUCCAGCUCAAACUGCCUCAAAUAUAAUUUUUUAAGUUAA
This is a messenger RNA of Hydra vulgaris (swiftwater hydra), 1108 nucleotides long. RefSeq names its product transforming growth factor beta regulator 1. NCBI's taxonomy places the organism in Eukaryota, Metazoa, Cnidaria, Hydrozoa, Anthoathecata, Hydridae. Gene Ontology annotation, cellular component: nucleus. The record is from RefSeq and is a predicted model, not a curated record. Gene Ontology annotation, biological process: regulation of cell cycle.